Molecule: messenger RNA, 1611 nt
Organism: Colletotrichum spaethianum
Lineage: Eukaryota; Fungi; Ascomycota; Sordariomycetes; Glomerellales; Glomerellaceae
Exons: 3
Coding region: 1-1611 (536 amino acids)
Source: RefSeq, a predicted model, not a curated record
AUGUUCAUAAUUGUCUCGGUUUACAUCGUCAUCUGGGUCUACUCAAGCAAAAUGGUCAUGAACCAGACUACGAAACGACAAUACAACGCCCUCAUCACUGGUCUCUCCAUCGCACUGGGUUUGGCAGUGGCUAGCAGUCUCAACCACAUGGUGGCUGAACUACGGUGGUGGAUCUUGAGUCGCCGAUACAGGUCAAAGCGCAAAGUCGAGCUGAUUCUGCAGGCUGAUAACUUGAAGCAUACCAUCAUGCUGGCAGCCAGGUCGAAGCGUUGGUCAAUUCAUCUCGCAGCGUUGGGUUGGCUCAUAUUGACGAUCGGCUCCCAAGUUGGUCUCGCUGCUAUUGGUCUGUGCUACGCCACCGAUACUGCCGACAAAAGGGCUUUGCUGGUCCACGGAAAUGUGUCAAUCGCAAAUAUGGACACAAUCGAAACGUCCAAAAUUGUGAAGUCGAAUUCCAAGGCCCUCGGCGCCCAGCAGUAUGCCGCAAAUAGUUACGGCACAAUCUCCUUGGCUUAUGACACAGCCACAGUGGAAGAGGCUCCGUUGGCUCGAGCCAUCAUUGUGCCGAGUGAUCCUUUGAUGUUUUGCUCGGAAAGUCUUUGCAAAUAUGUAUUUUACGAGACAUCGCAGGCGUCCAUUACAAAUGAAAAUAGCAACCCCGUAACCAUCGCCACAGACCGCAGCAUCAACUCUACCUCCAAAUGCACAGCGUGGCCUGUAACGAGUGGUGGAAACGGGACGAGUCCGAAUAUUACUGUCGCUCUCGAGAACAACGGUCGGUAUAACAUCAAUAUCCCGGUACAAGGUGGCACCGACCAGACGACUUUCAUGACCAACAGCGAGUACGAGUGUGGUGAAGGAUGCGCCACGGUUGCUGCCUUCGAGGCCUCAGAUACCUCAUCGUGGUACUAUGCUUGCAACAUAACGGUUGGGCAAGUCGCGAACGCCACGAUUCCGGAACACCAAGUCGGUUCGAACCUGACGGCUAUGGCUGCUGCCGCCAUUGCUCUUCAAGGAUACGCCGCCUCGUCCUUGACCAACAGCACCAGUUUCCAGUAUCAGAUCUAUCCUGCCGAAUCGGUUUUCGGAACGCCAAUGAAUGGCACAACAGAUAUGCUGGAAGCAAUGUUGUCAAGAUUUGCGAUUGGAGUUAUAGCUGUCGCAGCAGAGAGUAAUACGCAUUACGUUGUGGAAGGAACCAUGCCCUUGAAAGGCACCAAGCUCAACGUCUCGCACUGGAACUUCAUACAUAUGAUUUUGGUACUCACAGCAACGCUUCAGCUGGCACUCGGUAUUGCGGCUGCGCUGGUUGCUAACCGGGUUGUGGUGCCUGAUGGCGGCGCUGUUGAGAUGGCUCGGGUGAUGAGGACAAUGGCGAUUCGAGGCCAGACGGCGAACAGUGACCCUGGCGAAAAAGGUUCGACUCGAGGACCCAAAGUCACUUCGUUAUGGAUAUAUAGGGACCACUUGGUCUCGAAAGACGGACUGUACGAUCUGCAUAUGGAGGAGCAACGGUUUCACGCUAGGAACGAGGACGGGAUGAUCGAGAUGAACCAUCAACGGCCGAACACGAGUCAUACCAGUCGUGCGUCAACACCGACAAAAGCAUAG